CUUGCCGAAAUCGGCGUGGGGGAGUCGGAGGGAGCGGAACCAGUGCCGAGCGGAACCUGCGGGGGCGGAGGCGGUGGCUGUGGCGGCGGAGCUGGGAGCAGGAACAGGAUCGUGUUCUCCAUACCAGGGCCCGGGCCAAAACCAGACUGCCACUCCUGCACUUGAGCCCUCCUGUCCUCAGAAAGUGGUUGCUGUGAUCAUGGGUAAUAUCUUCGGAAACCUUCUGAAGAGCCUGAUUGGGAAGAAGGAGAUGCGCAUUCUGAUGGUGGGCUUGGAUGCUGCAGGGAAGACCACCAUCCUGUAUAAGCUGAAACUGGGCGAGAUCGUCACCACCAUCCCCACCAUUGGGUUCAACGUGGAGACAGUGGAGUACAAGAAUAUCAGCUUCACAGUUUGGGAUGUGGGUGGCCAGGACAAGAUUCGACCUCUCUGGAGACACUACUUCCAGAACACCCAAGGCUUAAUAUUUGUGGUCGACAGUAAUGAUCGGGAGCGAGUAAAUGAGGCCCGGGAGGAGCUUAUGCGGAUGCUGGCGGAGGAUGAGCUCCGGGAUGCGGUACUCCUUGUCUUUGCAAACAAACAGGAUUUGCCUAAUGCUAUGAACGCUGCUGAGAUCACAGACAAGUUGGGCCUGCAUUCCCUGCGUCACCGCAACUGGUACAUUCAGGCCACCUGUGCCACCAGCGGGGACGGGCUGUACGAAGGCCUGGACUGGCUGGCCAAUCAGCUCAAAAACAAGAAGUGAGAGCCAGACAGCCCUAUCCGACCACCCCCCCUCCCCCCGACGCACCUACUGUCUCCCUGCCCCAGCCCUGCCCCUUCCUUCCCGUUGCCAGUGUGGCCAGGGCCCUGGGUAUCAUGUCCGCAUGCCCAACAAGAGCCUUGCCCCCUGCCUCCCCUCCACUCCCCUGUCCAUGACCAGUCCCCAGUUGCUGUCCUGAUGAUGAAUCAUUCCAAUUUAUCGGAUUUAAAACAAAAACAA
Molecule: messenger RNA, 982 nt
Organism: Lontra canadensis (Northern American river otter)
Lineage: Eukaryota; Metazoa; Chordata; Mammalia; Carnivora; Mustelidae
Gene: ARF3
Product: ADP ribosylation factor 3
Exons: 5
Coding region: 200-745 (181 amino acids)
Biological process (GO): intracellular protein transport; vesicle-mediated transport
Cellular component (GO): plasma membrane; cytoplasm
Molecular function (GO): GTP binding; GTPase activity
Source: RefSeq, a predicted model, not a curated record